Messenger RNA from Fulvia fulva, 1521 nucleotides. RefSeq lists its product as uncharacterized. Lineage: Eukaryota; Fungi; Ascomycota; Dothideomycetes; Mycosphaerellales; Mycosphaerellaceae. Gene Ontology annotation, molecular function: flavin adenine dinucleotide binding; monooxygenase activity. Bases 1 to 1521 code for a protein of 506 amino acids. The record is from RefSeq and is a predicted model, not a curated record. The transcript is spliced from 4 exons.
AUGGGUGCUACUAUCACACAGCGUAAGCUUGCUAAGUCGUCCAUAAAGUCUCAGCUCAGCUCAGCAAGAAAGAGAUCGCCGUUCAAGUUGGCAGACUCAGAGCCACGCACAGUCCAGGCACCAGGAGAUGCUAAUUGGAUCGACAUUGAUCUUAACUUCAGCACACAGGACGGAGACUUGAUUGACAACUGUGCUGGAACAAACUACGAAGGCCAUGGACAUCCCGAUGAGCUCAGUCCAUGCUCGAACGGUCAGACCAACGGGAUCGCCCGGGACAACCAUACAUACGAUGCCAUCGUCGUAGGUGGCGGUCAAGCUGGGCUGGGUGCAGCUGGCCAUCUCAAAGCCGUUGGCUGCGAUUACAUCCUCUUUGACGACAGACCCAAGAUCGGCGACUCCUGGGCACAUCGCUAUGACUCUGCCAAGUGGCACACAGGCAGAGAGCUGGGUAAUUUACCAUUCGAUCGAACCUUCACCGCAGAGGACCCCGAACUUAUUCCCAUCAAGCGCAUCGGUUCUGCGUAUAAAGCGUGGACCCAGAGACACAGCAUCAACGUGCAAGAGGGCAGCCGCGUCGACAAAGCCACAUGGGACGAAUCCACCCAAAUCUGGACAGUGCAGACCUCUGGCAGCCAUGGUACACAGCAAUGGAAAUCUUUCAAUCUCAUAACAGCCUUGGGCGUUGGCUGCUCCGCUCCCAUCUUGCCACAAUGGGCCACCACCCCCAGAAUCGCCACCAGCAACUACAAGGGCACAAUGACCCAGUCCGCCAACUACCACAAACGUCAACGCCUUCGCCGACAAACCCUUUUUCCGCGGAAUCCCGAAGACAUGGCCGACAUCGGGAUGCACACAACCAUGGUGCAACGCUCUCCCACUUUCGUCUUGCCUGGUGAAUGGCUCGUGGCAAUCAAUGCAGCAGAGUACAAUCUCGACAAACCCAUUGCUGUCUCCGACCGGCCGUAUUACACACACCCUCUCAAGAUCGGACGGGAAAUGGCGAAUCGCGGGGUUCACACGGGGAUCGAACACUCCCCUGAGAAAUUCGAUGAUUUGGAGAAGGCAGGGUUCAAACUGGAUCGAUACGGUGAUCUUUUCCAGCAUAUUACGGUUCGGCUUGGUGGGCAUUACGUUGAUAUCGGGAACUGCGCGAGGAUUGUCAAGGGUGAGGUUAAGAUGAAGGGUGAAGCGGUCGAAUGUCUUACUGAGCGGGGACUGCGGUUUGUAGACGGCUCCGAGCUGGAGGCGGAUAUCAUUGUGCUGUGCACUGGGUUUGAUAGGGAUUAUCGCAAAGCUGCCGCAGCUAUAGUCGGUGAAGGGGUGGCGGAGCAGAUGGAUGGUUACGGCGGUCCGGACAAGGAAGGUGAGAUAAGAGGGAUGGCGAAGUUGGCGGGACAUCCGCAUUUGUUCUACGUGGGAGGUGAUGUUAAGGCUGCGCGGUUCUUGAGUAGAUUUCUGGCUCUACAGCUGCAGAAGAGGAAUUUUGGUGGGGAACUUGAGCCUUAUCUCGAGGGAAAGUAG